Impatiens glandulifera is the source of this 1382-nucleotide messenger RNA. RefSeq names its product 13S globulin seed storage protein 1-like. Lineage: Eukaryota; Viridiplantae; Streptophyta; Magnoliopsida; Ericales; Balsaminaceae. The transcript has 4 exons. The record is from RefSeq and is a predicted model, not a curated record. The coding region runs from base 1 to 1368 and encodes 455 amino acids. Gene Ontology annotation, molecular function: nutrient reservoir activity.
AUGGCUUUCCUCUCUCUAGGUCUGUUCCUUAUGGUCCUCUUCCAUGGCUGCACCGCCCAGUUCAGCCCUCAUCAGAAUCAAUGGCAGGCCUUAGGCGGUGCCCAAAGACACAGGCUCCAGGCAAGAACCAGCUGCGACAUAGACCGCAUCAGCGCCCGCGAGCCCAACCGCAGGUUCUCUGCCGAAGCCGGAGAGACCGAAAUCUGGGACCUAGAAAAUGAAGAGUUCCUAUGUGCAGGUUUUGUAGCCAUCCGCUACACCAUCCAGCCACGUGGACUUCUCUUGCCAUCCUACACAAAUGCCCCUCAAAUCUCUUACGUCAUUCGAGGCAAAGGUAUCCAAGGGGCUGUCAUUCCAGGCUGCGCUGAGACAUUCGAAUCCAGUCAAGAAUCCGGUUUUCCCGACCGCCACCAGAAGGUUAGAGAAAUCCGACAAGGUGAUGUUUUGUCUGUCUUUCCCGGAAUGACAACAUGGGCCUUCAACAACGGCGAGAACCCUCUUGAGUUGAUUUCGCUUCUCGAUCUCAGCAACGAUGCCAACCAGCUCGAUCUCAAGAUCAGAAAAUUCUUCUUGGCCGGAAACCCAUCGGCGGCGAGAGGAGAAGAGCGCCACGGAGCCCAGACCAAAGAAGCCGGCAACGUUUUCAAGGGAAUAGACGAGAAAUUCUUGUCUGCCAUUUUCAACGUGGAUGUUGACACAGCAAGGAAACUAAAGGGAGAUGAAGAUAACAGAGGCAAUAUCGUCCGAGUUGAGAAAAACUUUGAAGUUGUAUGCCCUAGUUACCAGGGAGAGGAAGCCGAAAUGAGAGAGAGGAGACACAACGGUCUUGAAGAAACCGUUUGUACCAUGAAGCUGAGUCAGAACAUCGACAGUGCUCGUCGCGCUGACGUGUACAACCCACGUGGCGGACGACUCACCACCCUCAACUCUCACCAUUUCCCCGCACUCAACACGAUCCAACUCAGCGCCGAGAGAGGUGUUCUUUACAGGAAUGCUAUAUUGGCUCCAUACUGGAACGUGAACGCGCACAGCAUGGUGUAUAUACUACGUGGGAGCGGGAGGAUGCAGAUUGUGGGUAGCAAGGGAACAGUUUUCGAUGAACAGGUUAAGGAAGGACAGAUCGUGGUGGUGCCACAAGACUUUGCUUCCAUUAAGAAGGCUAGCCAAGAUGGCUUGGAAUGGAUCGCAUUCAAGACUAGUGCCAAUGCCAUGACUAGCCCCAUAGCCGGGAGGUUGUCUGUUUUCAGGGGACUGCCCGUGGAUGUGCUGAUGAAUUCUUAUGGAAUCUCGAGGGAAGAGGCUAGGAACUUGAAGUUCAACAGGGAAGGUUUGAAGGUGUUUGGACCUGGAUCCGCCACCAGAUCAUGAACUAGGGUUUAGGG